CUCCUCCAGCACCGGGCAUGGAGCAGGAAUCCGGGUCUGCAGGAGGGUUCAUCCCCCUGAACGAGCAGGAGCAGAGGUUCUACUCGGGUCUGCACAGCCUGUGCCAGGCCGACGCCUCCGGGACUCUGUCCUCCGGGAAAGUGGCGGAGCUGUUCAAGGCUUCUCAGCUGCCUCCGGAGUCUCUGCACAAAGUGACAGAGUUGUGUGGAGCGAAGCGUCUGGGUUACUUCGGUACGCCUCAGUUCUUCGUGGCCCUGAAGCUGCUGGCGGCGGCCCAGUCCGCCCUGCCCAUCCACCUGGAGAGCGUCACGGCCAAUCUACCUCUGCCCAGAUUCUCGGGUCUGAAGAACGAGCCAGAGAUGAGAUACUCGGCCGUCCCUCCGAGCGUGGACGGUCCGGGGGCUCAGUGUGGGACCGGACCUGGUUCUGUCUCCUCCUGGACUCCAGCAGACCGGAGACACCUGGAGGACCACGUAGACAGGAAGGAAUCCUGGUCUCCACCUCGUUCUCCGUGCAGUUCCCCCCCUCGCUCCCCACAGAUGUACCGAGGAUACCCGUACAGCAAGCAGAGGAACGGGGCCGACUCUCUGAUCGUUUAUGAAAUCAAACCUUCCUCUCGUCCGAUGGUCCACCCGGAGCAGCACUCCUCCCCCAGUAACUACGGGACCAGAGCCGCCAUGAGGACCUCCUCCUCCUCAGAGAGGCUGGACCAGCAGGGCCUCGUGGACGACCAGGACGGCGACCCCUGGAGGAUCACAGAGGAACAGCUGGAGUAUUACACCAAUCAGUUCAGGAGCCUGCAGCCCGACCUGGGGGCUCUCAUCCUGGGAACAAUUGCAAAGAACUUCUUCACUAAAUCCAAACUCCCGAUUCCAGAACUUUCCCACAUUUGGGAGUUGAGUGACGUGGACAGAGACGGAGCUCUGACGUUCCCUGAGUUCUGCACGGCGUUCCACCUGAUUGUGGCCCGUAAGAACGGGUUCCCCCUCCCAGAGAACCUCCCCACGCUGAGGACCGGCUUCCUGCAGCCGGAGGACGAGGACACACCGGAGACUCCUGAGAGUGCCGAGGCUCUAAUUGUGUUUGAGGACGCUGAGCUGAUGAUGAGUCACACGAAUCGGAGCGUCAUGGAGCGUCUGCAGCCUCUGACCUCAACACAACCAGAUACCAACGAGGACUCAUGUCAACAAGAUGUUGGUGUGAAGAGGAUGACGACGUCUCAGGAGAAACGGAUUCUACAUCUCGGAGCUUUCACUGAGAGACCAGAUCCGCCUCAGGACCUGGACCCGAACAUGAGGACCAGAACCCGACCGAGGUCUUACUCCAGCACCUCCAUAGAAGAUGCCAUGAAGAAGUCAGAGGAGCCUCACCCCCCACCCCGACCCCAGAAAACCCACUCCAGAGCCUCCUCACUGGACCUCAACAAGCUCUUCCAGCAGGGAGCUCCAGGUAUAAAGAGUGGAUGGUUGCCUCCUCCUCCGGCCCUCCCUCCUCGACCGACAACCUCACAGGUUUCUCAUUUCAUCAGCGUUCCAGAGAAAAGUCCCCAGAAAAAAGUGCAGCAGCCGAACUUUGCUGACUUCAGUCACUUCAGAGAAGAGGAGGAGAGCAGAAUGAAACCAGAGGAACCGGGUCCACGCUCCAGAUUUGGUCGGAGCUCUGAAGACCUGACAACGUUUUCAAAACAGGAGGUGAUCGGAGUUUCUCUCAGUCAGGCGCCACAGAAGCCGGUCCGCAGGAAGUACCACGCCGAGAGCCAGAACCUGGAGGCCACGCCUCCACCCACCGUUCCGUUUCCUACUCCAACCAAACCUGCUCAGAAGCUGAUGUCCAAACAGAAGAGGGAGAUCCAGACGGCGAUCCGUAAAAACAAGGAGACCAACGCCGUGUUGACGCGCCUCAACAGCGAGCUCCAGCAGCAGCUAAAGGUGGUUCACCAUGAGAGGGUCACCUUGGAGACCCAGCUGGAGCUCCAGCGGCCUCUGGCCUCCACGUGACGGAGCAGGAAGUCUCGUUAGAGUCCCGUUUCUGUAAAACAUGGAAGAUAUUUGUCAUGAAUGCAGAAUCAUUGUAAAAGGAUCGACGACGGGAACGAACCGGGAUGUUACUCUAACAUUCUGCAGGAUUAAAACCAUGCAUUUGUUUUUUAAAUCACCGUGAAAUAUGCACAUUUAAAAUAUCCUGUAACUUAUUUUUCUCUUUUUAAUUUGACCCUCCCAUGAAUGUAAGCUUGCUCACCAUUCAUGUAACAGACUAAAGUUUCUCUCCCUCUGUGUAUGUACAGUUCAGUUCAUGUGGUCUAAAGCAAGUAAUGGUGCUACAGAUUAGUCUCUGGAUCUGAAUACUGUUCUGCACUUAAAGUAAAAAAAAAAGAGCAUAUUUACAGGGUUUAUCUUCAUGUUUAAAAGGCCUCAACAGAAAUGAGUUUGAUGUAAUUCACCUUCAGGUUUGUUUGUCUGUCACACUGUAGCACUGACGAAUGUUGACACUGGAUUUGUAUGAAAUAUGGACAUAUUUACUUGAAAUUUUGCUCCAUGUUUAAUGAUAGCACUGUCUGACUGUGUAUUACUUGUUUUAUGUUUUGGAAAAGAAAUAUUCUCAAGUCCAUAAAAUCUUGUCAUCAGUUCCCGUCGUCAGUUCAGAACCGGAAAUAAAAGAGCACAAAUAUUCCUGUAAUGUUUUGCGAGAUUGAUUUAAACACAGCUAAGGUCAGAUGUGGUUUUGAUUUAAUCUAUGCAAAGACGUGUUGCUGCCUCGGCUUGCUUUAGACCAUGUAGGAUGGAUGAAGUGGUGGAAACACACGACGGCAUGUUUGCUCCUGCAUGUUAGCUAGAAUGAGCGUUGGACUGUAAAUGAUGCACAACUACUGAGCUAUGAUCUGAAGACAAUAAUCAAAACUAAUCAA
Molecule: messenger RNA, 2905 nt
Organism: Anoplopoma fimbria (sablefish)
Lineage: Eukaryota; Metazoa; Chordata; Actinopteri; Perciformes; Anoplopomatidae
Gene: reps2
Product: RALBP1 associated Eps domain containing 2
Biological process (GO): endocytosis; endosomal transport
Cellular component (GO): cytoplasm; plasma membrane
Molecular function (GO): protein binding; calcium ion binding
Source: RefSeq, a predicted model, not a curated record